Molecule: messenger RNA, 1913 nt
Organism: Brassica napus (rape)
Lineage: Eukaryota; Viridiplantae; Streptophyta; Magnoliopsida; Brassicales; Brassicaceae
Exons: 1
Coding region: 440-1579 (379 amino acids)
Source: RefSeq, a predicted model, not a curated record
CGUGAUCUUCUAUACAUCAAUGAUUUCAUGCUUUUUUCAACCUUUAUUACCUAAUUCAUAAUAUAAACUUUUUGGAAAUUUCAGUUCAUAUAAAGAGAAAAAAAAGAUACUACUAUUACUUUUACUUUCCAUUAUUAAAUAAACUAUAGACAAUUAAGGUAAUUAAAAAGCUGCAUUAUUAAACUCUAUCCUAAUCCGUGUAUUUAGCCGUUAAGAGGUUCCGCCACUGGCUCCCUCCAACAGCUGAAAUACCGAAACUACCCUUAUUGAGUCCGGUGAGAUUCACGCGCCACCAGGCUCGUUUUAUUUACUCGCAACGCUCCAAACUGUAGCCCAAAAAAACCUCUCUCUAUCUGACUUCUCUCUCUCUCUCUCCUUUAGAUCUGUAACCGUUUGUGAUUCUCCGGCGACGACGGCGAUACUUGCAUGAGCGACGGUGAUGGCUUCAGCUUGCGUUAACAACAAUGUCACUGUCUCUCAGGAUUUCUCCGCUUACGGUUGUUUCAACCCUCGAGCUUCUCCUUCCUCUUCCUCCUUCGGCCGCGAAGACGUUUCCGCCGCACCGGAGAAGCAGAUUCCACCGGAGGACGGCGAUUUCGAGUUUCGCCUCGAGGAUCCGGUUGGGAUGCUCCCGGCGGACGAGCUUUUCUCGCAGGGAAAACUCGUGACGAAGACGAAGCAGCAGACGACGGAGAAGGUGGAGACCGGAGAGAAAUGGAGGAAGACGGAAGCUGAGAUUGAGAUCUCCGGCGGCGGCGACGGCGGUUUGUUUUCGCCCAAGGCGCCACGCUGUUCCAGUAGGUGGAGAGAGUUGUUGGGACUGAAACGAUUCUCUCAAAACAGCAAAACGGCCGCGGCGACGUCGUUUAACUCGAACCCGAGUAGAUCGUCCACGUCAUCGUUAAAACAGUUUCUACACCGAAGCUCCAAAACGACGUCGGAUGCUUCUCUCCCUCUCCUCAAGGACUGCUCAGACUCCGAAUCUCACUCCAUCUCCUCUUCCCGCAUGUCCCUCUCCUCCUCCUCCUCCUCAGGCCACGACCACGACGACGUGCCUAGACUCUCCCUCGACGCGGAGAGACCUAACCAUAACCAUAACAUAACCGGGAACCCCUUCGCUCCCUCUCGCAGCCAAAACGCAAACAAUCCCCCGAGGAUGAGGCUUGUGACGUCACGCGAGAGAGUGGGCCGAAGCCCAAUACGGCCCCAUGACUCAGCGAUGAGCAGAGGAGUCUCCGUCGACAGCCCGAGGCUAAACUCCUCGGGGAAAAUCGUGUUCCAGAGCCUCGAGCGGAGCUCGAGCUCCCCGAGCAGCUUCAACGGCGGGACGAGCGGGUACAGACACAGAGGGAUGGAGAGGUCUUACAGCGCUAACGUGAGGGUGACUCCUGUCCUAAACGUCCCCGUCUGUUCGAUCAGAGGCGGGUCUGUGAUAUUCGGACAGUUCUUCUCUCCCUCGAGUUCGUCAUCAUCGGCUUCAGCUUCUUCGUCGCAGCACAAUAGAACAGGGAGCUUCUCAAGCAACCGAGGUCAUCACGGUGGUAUCAGUAGAGGGCGUAACUCCACUGAUCGAAUCUAAAAUCGAAACAAACGAUAGCUAGUAGUAAUCCAUGUUCUUUUAGCUUGAGGCUGUGUGUACAUAGAGAAUCUUUGCAAUUUGUUAGGUUUUUUUUUGUCUAGGGUUCAUCGACGUUUAACAGUAGUUGCUUGGUUCGGUUUGAGAGAGUGAGGUUGACGCGCUAGAGGGAUGCAUGUGGGUCAAUAGGAAAACAGAUUCUUUUUUCUCUCUCUCUCUCCCAGAGUGUUUGCUCUGUGUGUAUUUGCGCUCUCCCCACGUUGGAGCUUAUCUAAGCUGUCUCUUUCAUGUGAUAUUUUUUUUUUAAUUUUUAAUAUAUUUUGUCGUUUAGUGAGUU